AGCGAGUCGGGACCCCCCACGGACGACAACGGCGGCGACGGUAACGACGGCAAGGGUCCGCGUCCCGGCACGGGCGACGACAUCUACGACGCGUGGCCCGAGUGGGUCCCCGAGGGCCUUCGACUCAACACCGACGACGUGUACACGGUCCUCGUCACCUUCGCCGUCUCGCUGGCGUUCAGGGCGACGAUCGCGGAACCCCGGUUCAUCCCCUCGCUGUCCAUGUACCCGACGUUCGACAUCGGCGACAGGCUCAUCGCGGAGAAGAUCACGUACAGGUUCAAGCACGAUCCCUUCCCCGGCGACGUCAUCAUCUUCCACCCGCCAAAGACGCCCAAGACGUCGACGGCGCUGACGAAGGAGGUGUUCAUCAAGCGCGUCGUGGCGGUGGCCGGGGACACGGUGGAGGUGAAGAAGGGCGAGCUGUACGUCAACGGAAUAUCGCGGGGUAAGGAGCUCAAGCUGGAGCCGGCGACGUACAACAUGGACCCGCAGGUGGUGCCCGCCGGAGACGUGUUCGUCAUGGGAGACAACAGGAACAACUCGUUCGACUCGCACAUCUGGGGGCCGCUGCCAAAGGAGAACAUCCUGGGCAGGGCGUGCUUCAAGUACUGGCCGCCGCAGAAGUUCGGGGGACUGCCCAAGUACCCCUCCCAGGUGGCCGCCGUCCCGGAGAGGUACUGA
Messenger RNA from Micromonas commoda, 684 nucleotides. RefSeq lists its product with no specific name. Gene Ontology annotation, biological process: thylakoid membrane organization. NCBI's taxonomy places the organism in Eukaryota, Viridiplantae, Chlorophyta, Mamiellophyceae, Mamiellales, Mamiellaceae. The transcript has a single exon. Gene Ontology annotation, molecular function: serine-type endopeptidase activity. The annotation marks the transcript as partial. The record is from RefSeq and is a predicted model, not a curated record. Gene Ontology annotation, cellular component: chloroplast thylakoid membrane.